GGAAGCUGAGCGAGGGGCGGCGCGGACCUCUGUGGGCGGGUGGCUGUUGUUGGGGCCGUCGAGGCGGCGGCGACUCUGCGUCCACGGCUCCUGAUGGAGGCGGGGCCGCAUCCCCGGCCGGGGCACUGCUGCAAGCCUGGGGGGCGGCUGGACAUGAACCACGGCUUCGUGCACCAUAUCCGACGGAACCAGAUCGCUCGGUACCGCCCCGCCCUGCGCCGCCGCCGCCACCACUCCUGGCCUGGCCUGGCCUGGCCCGGCCCGACAGUCCCUGACUCCCGCUCGGCUCCCCGCAGGGACGACUAUGACAAGAAGGUGAAGCAGGCGGCCAAGGAGAAGGUGAGGAGGCGGCACACGCCCGCGCCGAUGCGGCCCCGCAAGCCAGACCUGCAGGUGUACCUGCCGCGACACCGAGAUGUCUCUGCCCACCCACGCAACCCAGACUAUGAAGAGUCCGGUGAAAGCAGCAGUAGUGGAGGCUCUGAGCUGGAGCCUUCUGGCCAUCAGCUCUUCUGCUUAGAAUACGAGGCAGACAGUGGAGAGGUCACAUCAGUUAUCGUCUAUCAGGGUGAUGACCCAGGAAAGGUGAGUGAGGAGGUGUCGGCACACACGCCUCUGGAUCCACCCAUGCGAGAAGCCCUCAAGUUGCGUAUCCAGGAGGAGAUUGCAAAGCGCCAGAGCCGACACUGACCAUGUUGAAGGCGUUCUCUCCAGGCUGGAUUCACUGCACUCGGAAGAAUUCUGCCCAGGGAAUUUAGUGUGGGGGUACCAGGACCAGUUUGUCUGAUCUUGAGACCCCCAGAGCUGCUGCAUCCAUAGGGUGUUGCAGGACUACACCUGGCCUGCCUUGCAGUCAUUCUUUCUUAAAUGUUGACCCAUUUGCCCAGCCUGAUAUUCUGGAAUUCUUUUUUUUUUUUUUUUUUUUGAGAAUUUUGUGUGGCUAAUGUGUUCUAGAAGCAGAGACUCCAGGGAGAACCAGAAUUUAUGAAGCCUCGUGCCAACAUGGUGCUUUCUCACCGAGGUCAUAUGCCUGGCUGCUGCUGUUCCACUCAGCUCCAUGAGCCACAUUUGUUAUUUUAUGUUUCUUCUGUGCUUUUGCUCAUUUCCACCCAUGUGUUCAUAGACCUUUUUUCAGCCCUUUUUCUUUGUUCCUUUCCCUCAUCUUUUUGCCUCAGGUAGAAUCCAUCAGUUCUCCUCCCCCUCCAAAUGACUGUGUACCUCCAGCUGCUCAGGACUUUGGAGGUGGGGGCGGGGCCUGGGGAUCUACCCUUCUAAAAAACUCUCCAAGUAAUUCUGAUACCAAUAAAGUGGGAGACCUCCAUUUUCGAGGCCUAUUUGCAAGCAUGUCUCCCUCCCUUUCCAUGGCUUUUUCGUUUCUCGCAUGUUCCACUGCUUUGCACUGUCUAGACAGGAAACCUAGGAAGAUGUUGGUACUAAACUGAAAAGAUUUCUUACAGCAAAACCUGCCUCGGCCAGGGCUACAGAAUUCCAACUUUCAACUUGAUUCCUAGCCAUGAACAGACUGUCCUCUGCUCAGACUAAAAGGGAAUUAUAAACAAGUGGGAACUUACUCUCCAGUUGUGACUUAACAGUUCUGAACAUACCUACAAAGGGAAACUCAAUAUUAGCAAUAAUUGCCUGAUUGACAGCACGCCAGAGGGAAUGAAAUGAGGCCUUCUCUCCUACCUCCCAGGAGUAUGUAACUCAGAUCCUUAGCAUAAAGAUCCCCAGGAAUACCACUGAUCUAACCCGGUGAACAUUUUUUCUAAUGCAGGGUUAGGCUUACGUCUGAAUUCCACAAGACAUCCUCCCCCUCCAGUACGGAAGUUCCAAAGCACUUGUUUUCCAGCAUAUCAGCCUAACCUCAGUGCCUUGAAAUAUGGCUUUAAGCCUUUGAGAACUGAGAUUUCCUGAAACCAUAGGCCCUUGCCCCAGGGGUUUCUCCACAUCCGGGUGUUAAGACACCUGAUGGCACUGUUGGUUUGUCCCCUAUACCCCAGAAAAUCUAUCCUGCAAGGUAGCUACUUCAAUCUUGUCAUUAAAAUGUGGCAAGUCACAGCUCGCAAUGCCAAAGGAAUGCUGGGGCAGUAAGUGAGGUGGAUAAGUGAGAAGGGCCUGGUGGUGAAAGCGGCCAGGGACCAGAAUGCUCCAGACCUACAGAGCUGGUCAAGGUUAAGUGCCUUAAACUUACCAAUCCUGGGCUCAGUUCUCCUUUGAAAGGAGAAAGUCUUUGUCCUCUACUUAGGCAGCUGGGCUACAAGUGCCUUUUGACUUCCAAUGUUAACUACCCUCCAAAGCCUCCUGGGUCAAGGAGGCUCUCCCAGACUCCACCCCUGUUCUUCCUGGUCAGAGAACCAGUCAGUCAUUCUAGUCUUCCAGUCCUUAAACUGAUCUGAUGACUUGGAACAUAGGAUUUCACUGCAAGUCUGGCUUUUUAGUCUGGAAAUACAUUUGAGGUCUGUUUUCUCACAGCUGGAUCACCUGUUUCCUGGUUUUAUUACACAAUUCAGAAGGCUAGAAGAGGAGUUUGGGGGCUUGGCACCUGAAAAUUUAGACCGCAUUCUUAUUAAGUAAAGGAAGAGGUAGGGAGGCCGAGGCGGGCGGAUCAUGAAAUCAGGAGAUCCAGACCGUCCUGGCUAACACAGAAACCCCGUCUCUACUAAAAAUACAAAAAAUUAGCUGGGCAUGGUGACAUGCGCCUGUAGUCCAUCCCAGCUACUCGGGAGGCCGAGGCAAGAGAAUCACCUGAACCUGGAAGGCGGAGGUUGCAGUGAGCCGAGAUCACGCCGCUGCACUUCAGGCUGGGCAGCAGAGCGAGACUCCAUCUCAAAAAAAAAAAAAGGAAGAGGUAAAAGGCAAGGCAGCAUUUAAUAAGUACCUGUUGUAUCCUUUUAAGUGUUUGUUGUGGUAAUCCUCACAAAGACCGGGACUGAUGGAAACUCCUUGCUAUUAAACUUUUUUUCUUGAGGAA
This is a messenger RNA of Pan troglodytes (chimpanzee), 2971 nucleotides long. RefSeq names its product chromosome 2A C2orf68 homolog (gene C2AH2orf68). Lineage: Eukaryota; Metazoa; Chordata; Mammalia; Primates; Hominidae. The transcript has 3 exons. The coding region runs from base 94 to 690 and encodes 198 amino acids. The record is from RefSeq and is a predicted model, not a curated record.